This is a messenger RNA of Hypanus sabinus (Atlantic stingray), 3836 nucleotides long. It is a transcript of the gene scyl2, whose product is annotated as SCY1 like pseudokinase 2. Gene Ontology annotation, biological process: protein phosphorylation. NCBI's taxonomy places the organism in Eukaryota, Metazoa, Chordata, Chondrichthyes, Myliobatiformes, Dasyatidae. The transcript is spliced from 18 exons. The record is from RefSeq and is a predicted model, not a curated record. The coding region runs from base 200 to 3061 and encodes 953 amino acids. Gene Ontology annotation, molecular function: ATP binding; protein kinase activity.
AUGAGGUAUGCGGCAGGGUAGUUAGUGAGUGUUGUGAUGGCGCAGGGCCUGCUCCUGCCGGCGCCGCCGUGACAUCGAUGGGGCCCAAGUGAGCCUAGGGUCGGCCGAUAGACUGACCCUCCCUCGCCUCCGCGCUCCCACCGCCAAGCGGCCUCAAAGCACCGCUUUACACCUUCAGGUAACACACUCAUCAGAAACCAUGGAGUCCAUGCUUAAUAAACUAAAGAGCACUGUUACCAAGGUAACAGCGGAUGUUACCAGUGCAGUGAUGGGAAAUCCCAUAACCAGGGAGUUUGAUGUGGGACGCCACAUAGCUAGUGGUGGGUCAGGAAUGGCCUGGAAGAUUUUUCAUGGUGUAAAGAAGUCAACAAAACAGGAAGUGGCUGUGUUUGUUUUUGACAAAAAGCUAAUCGAGAAGUACCAGAAGUUUGAAAAGGACCACAUAAUCGAGUCACUCAAGAAAGGUGUGCAACAGCUGACGAGACUGAGGCACCCACGACUGCUGACUGUACAGCAUCCACUAGAGGAGUCCAGAGACUGUUUAGCCUUUUGCACGGAGCCCGUCUUUGCAAGCUUAGCCAAUGUCCUCGGUUGCUAUGACCACCUACCGUCUCCUGUGCCUGCAGAAGUUAAAGAGCACAAGCUUUAUGAUGUGGAAAUCAAAUAUGGUUUGCUGCAGGUUUGUGAAGGCCUCUCCUUUCUGCACAGCAGUGUUAAGAUGAUUCAUGGGAACCUAACACCAGAGAAUAUCAUUCUGAAUAGAAGUGGUGCCUGGAAAAUCAUGGGUUUUGAUUUUUGCAUAUCAUCUUCCAAUUCAUCGGAACAGGAGCUUAAAUUUACAUGCAAGGAGUGGGACCCAAACCUUCCUCCUUUGUGCCUUCCAAACCCAGAGUACGUUGCUCCAGAGUACAUUCUAUCGGUGAGCUGUGAUCUGGCCAGUGACAUGUACUCCUUAGGAGGUGUCAUGUUCACCGUGUUUAAUGACGGCACACCCAUCUUUGAAGUUAACAAGCAGGACAUCUUCAAGAGUUUCAGCAGACAACUGGAUCAGCUCACUCGAUUAGGCCCUGGCAUACUGCAGAAGGUUCCCGAGGAGGUCCGGGAGCAUCUGAAGUUGCUCCUAAAUGUAACGCCUGCUGUGAGACCAGAUGCUGAUCAGCUGUGUAAGAUCCCUUUUUUUGAUGACAUAGGGGCUAUGACUCUGCAGUAUUUUGAUUCCCUCUUCCAGCGAGACAAUCUCCAGAAGUCACAGUUUUACAAAGGGCUGCCGAAAGUUCUGCCGAAGCUUCCCAAGCGGGUUAUAGUUCAGCGUAUCCUACCAUACUUGACGUCAGAGUUUGUGAACCCGGACAUGGUUCCCUUUGUCCUACCGAAUGUCCUGCUCAUCGUUGAAGAAUGCACCAAGGAGGAGUACGUUAAGCUAAUUCUCCCAGACCUGAUACCAGUCUUCAAGUUGCAGGAGCCCAUUCAGGUGCUGCUAAUCUUCUUGCAAAAGAUGGAUUUGCUGUUAACAAAAACUCCUCCAGAAGAUAUUAAAAACACGGUCUUACCGAUGAUUUACAGGGCUCUGGAAGCACCAUCAAUUCAGAUUCAGGAGCUUUGCCUGAAUAUAAUUCCAACAUUUGCUAACCUGAUAGAUUAUCCAUCCAUGAAGAACUCUUUAAUACCUCGCAUUAAGAGUGCCAGUUUACAGACCUCCUCCCUCGCGGUGCGUGUGAAUUCUCUGGUUUGCCUUGGCAAACUCCUAGAAUAUCUUGACAAGUGGUUUGUCCUAGACGAAAUCCUUCCUUUCCUACAGCAGAUACCAUCUCGGGAGCCUGCAGUUCUGAUGGGAAUUUUAGGUAUCUACAAAUGUACCUUCAGCCACAAGAAGCUGGGAAUUACCAAAGAACAGUUGGCCUCCAAAGUGUUGCCACACCUCAUUCCCCUCAGCAUUGACAGUAACUUGAAUCUAAACCAGUUCAAUUCCUUCAUGGGAGUGAUCAAGGAAAUGUUAAGUAAGUUGGAGGGAGAACACAAGACUAAACUGGAACAACUGCACAGCAUGCAGGAACAACAGAGAAGUCUGGAUCUACCUGGCCAGUUAUCCAAAGCUGCUGAGUCGAAGGAAAGUCAGGACAAUCAGAUUGACAAGAUCUUCUCCGGUUUUGGUGUGGACCAAACACACACCAAAACUAACAGAAAGGAAAAUGGUUUGGCCUCCAACCCACAGAAGCAAGUCAAGGCCUCUCUGACGUUGGAGGAAAAGCAGCGUCUGGCUAAGGAGCAGGAACAGGCUCAGAAACUUCGCAACCAGCAGCCGCUUGCCCCAACAGCUGUCAAGGUUUCUGCUCCCAGCUCACAGACAAAAGACCUGACGAGCAGUCUGUUGGAAAACAUGACGUCCAUGAACUCGUUCUCCAUCAACUCAUCCAGGCCAGGCUCUACACAGACUGCUUCUUCGAGCGGCUUUUCUGCCACCGGUCCAGCAAAUAGCACCGUGGGGUUCACCAGACCCAGCACCAGUCUCAAUGCCUUAGGGGGCACGAGCAACGGGGGAGUCUUCAGUUCCACCUCACCUUUCCAGUCCUCUUUCGCCAUGGGGAUGGGCAGCACAGGGCAGAAUUUCUUCGCCACCCAAGGGAACUCCAGCAUGAGCUGGAUGCCCGUGUCGUCGUCUGCCAGUCUCCCAGCUUUUUCCGGCAUGGGUUCUUUGAGCCAACCCUUGCGCGCUUCAGCACCACAGCCCAGCAAAGCCAUGAACAUGUCUGCUCUAGACAACCUGCUGGGCCCUCAGAAGAGCAAAGUCAGCAUGAACCAGAUGGCCCAGGUGUCGCAGAUACACACGGCACCUCAAAACCAGUGGCUGAGCCAGUUAGUUCCUGCCCAGGGCUCUCCGGCUGCCAACAGCCCAAUGGGAGGGCCACAUCCAAGGGCCAUGGGGCAGCCGGCAUUCCCUGUGACCCCUCUACCGGCCAACCCAUUCAUGUCGCCCCAGAACUUCGCCCAGGCUGGCUUGCCCACGAACUCCACGCCGUCCAGCACGUCAGCCAAUAACGACUUGAAGGACUUGUUCGGCUAGUAAUUUCCCACCUUUGCUGCAAACAUUUUACUUCAUCCUCCUCCCCCCCCCCCCCUCACCCCACCCCCCUGGACAGAGACCAAUUAAAUAUGUUUCAGUUCCAUUUGGGUACUCUAUGCUUUUAUACAGAAGUUGUUCCAUUUUCUUUGCUGCUGUGAAACCCACAUGGCCUUACGCAAUAAAAGCCACAAACUGCUUCGAAAACGUAUCCCAUGUGUCAUAGGUGAUCUUAAAGUUGUUCUUUAGCUGGGUGUUGCAGUGAGGAGGUUGUCCACCUUCUAAAUUCCAUCCAGUGAGAUGCUGCCUAUCUGGGACCAGUUCUGGAGCCUUACUUAAUGAACAGUGAUAUUGUGCAAUGUAAUUUAUUCCAUGUCUUGUUCCACAGUUUCUGUUGAAAUGGCAGUAAUAUUAAUGUUACCACCUUGGCUUCUGAUAAGUGAACCUACAUUGCCUGGAGGACAGAGUGAGGUAAUUUACAGUAACCAUCUGAUCUCUCCAUCUCCUCAUCCGGCAAGAAGAAACAUGAGCCACCAUAUUCUUAAAAUUCGCAGGAAUAUCUCUGAUCAGCCAAGCCACGGUUCAGACCCAAUGUGAAUACUCUUGACACUAGCAUUAUGGCCUUUAUGGAUACUGAAUUCCAAAGUAACUAAACAAAGAAACAUUCCUUUUUUUUAGUUCUAAGAUACUUGAGUGUCUUGAAAUUGUCUUCGGGUCAUUUUUAGGUAUUCUGUUUGAUUGUAAUGGUUUGCUGAUGAUAAAAUAUAUUGUGUGCAUA